GCGCGGGAGGCGGCGGCCGCGGCGGGCCGGGCAUGGAGCUAGUGCUGGAAGCGCGGGAGCUGGGUUACUGGGCUGCCGAGGAGAUGGGGGUGCCCAUGACGGCACGGGCCCCGGAGGCGACGCUGCGCAGGCUGUGUCUGGGCCAGGGGGCCGACAUCUGGGCCUACAUCUUGCGGCAUGUGCACAGCCAGAGGAGUGUCAAGAAGGUCCGGGGAAACCUGCUCUGGUACGGCCACCAGGACAGUCCAGAGGCCCACCGGAAAUCGGAGCUAGAAGCCGCUGUGGCCCGCCUGCGGGCAGAGAUCCUGGAGCUAGACCAGAGCCUGGAGCAGAUGGAGCAAGACACUGAGGCUCAGGACGUAGCCAUGGAGCAGGCGCUGCAGAGCACGCGAGACGCCCAGCGCCGCGCUCUCCUCCUCCGGGCCCAAGCCGGGGCCCUGCAGAGACAGCAGCGUGGACUCCAGGGUUCUGUGCGGCGGCUGCAGAGUCAGCUCGGGCGCCUGCAGGAUACAGAGAGGAAGGCCAAAAUAGAUGUGACCUUUGGACCCCUGACGUCAGCAACCCUGGGCCUGGAGCCUAUGGUCCUGCGUGAUGUGCGAACGGCCUGCGCCCUCCGGACCCAGUUCUUACAGAACCUCCUGAUUCCCCAGGCCAAGGGAGGCAGUAUCCUGGCCCCUCGUGAUGACCAUUUUGGAACUUCCUACCAGCAGUGGCUCAGCUUAGUGGAGGCUCUACUGACCAACCACCCCCCGGGCCACGUCCUGGCUGCUUUGGAGCACCUUGCUGCCGAGCGGGAGGCAGAGAUCCGCUCCCUGUGCUGUGGGGACGGGCUUCUCCAUACGGAGAUAUCCUGUCCCCAGGCACGGGACCAGUCAGACUCCAGCCAGGCCCUGCCGUCCAUGGUGCAUCUCAUCCAGGAGGGUUGGCGGGCUGUGAGUGCGCUGGUCACCCAGAGGGGCCCCCUGCUGAAGGAGCAUCAAGUCCUGACCCGGCGCCUCCAGGGCCUGAUGGAGGAGCUGGAGAGAAGUGCCCUAGGACCCAGGGAGAGGCAGGUGCUGGCGCUGGGACUUCGGGGCUGUGGGCUGUGGGCGGAGCUCAAAGCCCUGCGCACCCAGAGCCAGGAGCUGGGGGAGGCUGCUGGGCAGCGGCAGCUUCUGCUACGGGAGCUCCAGGCUAAGCAGCAGCGGAUCCUGCACUGGCGCCAGCUCAUGGAGGAGACGCAGGAACAGGUCCGCCUGCUCAUCAAGGGAAACUCAGCCAGCAAGACCCGCCUGUGCCGGAGCCCUGGGGAGGUGCUGGCUCUUGUUCAGCGAAAGGUGGUCCCCACAUCCGAGGCGGUGGCGCCACAGAGCCAGAAGCUGCUUCACUGUCUGGAGGAGGAGGCCCGGCGUCUGCCCUGCCUUCUGCUGGGCACCCUGCUGCGGCACAGCCCCGGAGAGUUGAAGCCCCUGCCCACGGUCUUACCAUCCAUCCACCAUCUGCACCCCGCAUCCCCAAGGGGCUCCAUCUUCAUAGCACUGAGCCGCACACUGGGGCUGCCCGCAGGGAAGGCCCCUGAGCUGCUCCUCCCGAAGGCCGCCUCUCUGCGCCAAGACCUCCUGCUCCUCCAAGACCAAUGGAGUCUCCAGUGCUGGGAUCUGCUGCAUAUGAAGACAGGCCUGCCACCGGGACCCUCCGCCCAGGAGCUACUGCAGAUCCAGGCGUCACAGGACAAGGAGCAGAAGGAGAGCCUGGGGCAGGCUCUGAAUCAGUUGGAGAAGCUGCUGGAACAGGCACUGGAGCGAAUCCCCGGGCUUCAGGGAGCCGUGGGGGACUGGUGGGAGCAGCCGGGCCAGACCGCCCUCUCCGAGGAGCAGUGUCAGGGCCUGUCCCUGCCCCAGUGGCGGCUGCGCUGGGUCCAAGCCCAGGAGGCCCUGCAGCAGCUGUGCAGAUGAAAAGGGACUCAGACAGCAGUAGGAGCACACAUUUGUUCACCCAACACCCACCUCCCCAAAUAAAAC
This is a messenger RNA of Trichechus manatus latirostris (Florida manatee), 2000 nucleotides long. It is a transcript of the gene HAUS5, whose product is annotated as HAUS augmin like complex subunit 5. Gene Ontology annotation, biological process: spindle assembly; centrosome cycle. NCBI's taxonomy places the organism in Eukaryota, Metazoa, Chordata, Mammalia, Sirenia, Trichechidae. The transcript has 19 exons. The record is from RefSeq and is a predicted model, not a curated record. Bases 33 to 1934 code for a protein of 633 amino acids. Gene Ontology annotation, cellular component: HAUS complex; centrosome.